Messenger RNA from Trematosphaeria pertusa, 1389 nucleotides. RefSeq names its product fructose-1,6-bisphosphatase. Lineage: Eukaryota; Fungi; Ascomycota; Dothideomycetes; Pleosporales; Trematosphaeriaceae. The record is from RefSeq and is a predicted model, not a curated record. Gene Ontology annotation, cellular component: cytosol; cytoplasm. Gene Ontology annotation, molecular function: fructose 1,6-bisphosphate 1-phosphatase activity. The transcript is spliced from 4 exons. The coding region runs from base 168 to 1220 and encodes 350 amino acids. Gene Ontology annotation, biological process: gluconeogenesis; fructose 6-phosphate metabolic process; sucrose biosynthetic process.
CUCCGCGUGUCCGAUUCUAGCCACCUGCACCCAUACCUUGGUCCAUAAUACAGCCGCGUCUCUUCUUCUGCAAUUGUGACUUGCCACUACCCUCCUUGCUUCGUUAUUCGCUUCUUUGAGCCUGCGUUGACACCCCUUUGAGCUUCAUUCACGGUUGCAUAGACACGAUGAACGGCAACGCCAGCGGCGAGGCUGGAGCAGUGGGGAAGGAAGCAAUCAAUACUGAGAUCGUCACCUUGACGCGCUUCCUCACAGAGGAGCAGGCAAAGCACAAGGAAGCCACAGGAGACUUCACGCUAUUGUGCCACGCCCUCCAGUUUGCCUUCAAGAGCAUCGCAUACUACAUCCGACGGUCGACGUUGAUCAAUCUUACUGGCCUGGCGGGCGCCAGCAACGCGACUGGCGAUGACCAAAAGAAGCUCGAUGUAAUCGGCAAUGAUUUCUUCAUCUCUGCUAUGCGCUCUUGUGCCCGCGUCCGGCUCCUCGUCUCCGAAGAAGAGGACGAAUGCAUCAUCUUCAAUGAGCACCCGAGCGCCCGAUACGCCGUAGCCUGUGACCCGAUCGACGGCUCUUCCAACCUCGACGCCGGUGUUUCUGUCGGAACCAUCUUCUCUAUAUUCAAGCUUUCUGAUGAUGCGAAGGGCACAAAGGAGGAUAUCCUGAAGUCAGGAACGGAGAUGGUAGCCUCGGGUUUCACCAUGUACGGUGCAUCGUCGCAGCUUGUCAUCACGAUGAAGGGCGGCCAGGUCAAUGGCUUUACGCUGGAUAACAACUUUGGCGAGUUCAUCCUCACGCACCCGAACAUGCGGAUCCCGAAGACGCGGGCCAUCUACUCGGUCAAUGAGGGUAACAGCUUGUACUGGGAGGAGCCGGUCAAGGAGUACGUCAACAGCCUCAAGUACCCCAGCGAGGGCGGCAAGCCGUACAGCGCGCGAUAUAUCGGGUCCAUGGUGGCGGAUGCGUACCGGACGUUGCUGUAUGGUGGCAUCUUUGCGUAUCCGGCGGAUAAGAAGAGUCCAAAGGGAAAGCUGCGGAUCUUGUACGAGUGUGCGCCCAUGGCCAUGGUUUUUGAGAAUGCUGGUGGUCUCGCCGUCGACAGUCACAUGCGCCGCAUGCUGGAAGUCGUGCCCGAACACAUCCACGACCGGAGCGGUAUUUUCAUGGGCAGCCAGGGCGAGGUCGAGAAGGUGAUUGAGUUCCACAAGAAGCACCAGAAGUAGAUCAAUGUCGCACUCUCGGAGGAUUCUAUCAAUAGGAGACAAGUGAGGACGUCCGCGAAUUCUUAAGGCUUCGGAUAUAGGGCGCCGGGGUUGUCUAUAUUGUACGCUACCAAAUAUGAAACGGAUACUCUGGAUUCCGGACUACCUGGAUGUGAGGGCGGGUAGGUCG